This is a messenger RNA of Xylona heveae TC161, 819 nucleotides long. RefSeq lists its product as hypothetical. Lineage: Eukaryota; Fungi; Ascomycota; Xylonomycetes; Xylonales; Xylonaceae. The record is from RefSeq and is a predicted model, not a curated record. The transcript has 13 exons. Bases 1 to 819 code for a protein of 272 amino acids.
AUGUCACCUCAAGUUAAUAUCCCUCUGGCCGCGAAUAUUCUGGGUGGACUGCUGUUGCUGAUUCCUCAGAUAUGGUAUAAUUUUCGGAGGAAGAAUACGGAUGGGUUACCAGGCCCUAUGGUUUUGCUCUGGGCAAUUUGCGCGGUGCCAUUUGGUGUCUACUCCAUAGUGCAGAACUUCAAUAUCCCAAUCCAAAUACAACCUCAGUGUCUCUGCGCUCUAUCACUAGUCACCUAUGCACAGAUUCUUAUCUACCACAAUCGAUGGAGCCCCUGGAAAGCUUCUGUCUUUGCUGUGGCCAUUGGUAUCUCAUUUGCAGGAAUUGAGGCACUGUUGAUUCUCACCCUGAGGAUACCCUACAGCCACGGAGUCUCGUGGCCAAUUACACUCAUUGGAAUUCUUGCCGCUGUUCUUCUUGCCGCUGGCUUAAUACCCCCCUAUUUUGAGCUUGCAAAGCGUAAUGGCAGAGUAAUUGGCAUAAAUUUUAUUUUCUUGACAGUGGAUUUCUCUGGUGCUUUCUUCUCCACGCUCGCUCUCGCGGUGCAGCACACGUUUGACAUUCUAGGAGGUAUACUUUACAUUGUCUGUAUGCUUUUGGAAAUUGGAAUUUUCCUCUCACACGGAAUCUGGCUUAUUCGAACACGCAAACUUCGCCACGAAGCAAAACUUUCUGGGAAAUCUAUUGACGAAAUCCUCGACGAACGACAACAUGGGAACGAGCCGAAAAUAUACGAGCAGAGCUCAGCACAGUCGACAGAUCUUGAAUUAGGAAACAAGGGCGAUCAAAAACACAUUGCAUCAGAAAAGAGCGAGCAUUAG